AUGGCGCGCACAGCCCCUGUGGAGCCCCCGCUACGGCAUCCCGCGCCCCCCUCGCCGGCCGCGGGUGAGCCCCGCACCUCGGUCGAGGCGGCGGUGGCCCCGCGGAGGGUGCUGUUCGCCGACGAGGCCCUGGGGCUGCCGCUGGCGCAGCUGCGUCGCUACCGGCCGUGGGGCGGGCCCGGGGCGGGCAAGAUGGCGGCAGCGGCCGGGCAAGAUGGCGGCGGCGGCGGGGCUGACGAGGACGACGAUGGCGAGGAUGGGGAUGAAGGGGAGGAGGAAGAGGAGGUCUGCCCCGAGCCCUCGCCGCUGUGCCCCGUCCCCGCUGGCGGGGGUUUUUACCUGGUGCCCACAUUUUCGCUGCCGCCCGCGCCGGGCCGUCUGGAGCGCUUGGGGCGCGUCAUGGUGGAGCUGGAGGCGCUGCUGCCACCUCCCGGAGCGGUCCCCGGGGGUGCCGGGUUGUGGGUGCCUGGGGGACGCCCGCCGGUGCUGCGCGGGUUGGUACGCGUGCUGAACCGCUCCUUCGAGAAGGCGGUGCACGUGCGGGCCUCACACGACGGCUGGGCUUCCUUCUGCGACCACCCAGCGCGCUACGUCCCGCGCAGCCCACCGGGGGCAGGAGCGGGAGGAACAGGAGCAGGAGAUCCCAUCCUGGAUCUGGGUCUCGGCCUGGGCCCCGGCCAGGCGGCCGCCUCCUCGCCCGACGACGGCGGCCGCACCGACCGCUUUGCCUUCCAGCUGCCCUUUGCUGAGGGCGCGGGCGAUGGGGCGCGCCUCGACUUCGUGGUGCGCUAUGAGACCCCCGAGGGCACUUUCUGGGCCAACAACCACGGCCGCAACUACACAGUCCUGCUCCGGAUCGCACCCGCUCCCACACCCACUGAUGCUGAAGGGCUGCCCCAGCAGCAGCAGCUGGAGCCACAGCCUGAGUGCCAGGGUCCCGUGGAGGCUGAGGCCAGGCAGCUGAAGAGCUGCAUGAAGCCGGUGAGGCGCAGGCCUGCUGAGGAGGAGCUGAGGAUGAAGAACACGGAUGAUAACACCCCUGCUGUGGCAGGGCGUCCUGAUGUCCAGGAGUCAGUGGGUCCCCUGGUGGCCCCCACCCCUCUCCGUCCAUGGCCCCAGAUGACGCUUCAGGUUUCUGAAGUUACAAUGACUGGCAACCCCCCAGAAGAAGGUGACAUCCCCAGAAGCAAACCACCUGUGGCUUUUACAGAGGUCCUCCAGGCACCGGCCAUCAGGAUCCCCCACUCCUCCCCUCUCUGUGGCCUGGGUGGCUCCCCCAGAGACCAGGCCUCAGGGCCUGAUGCAAGUGAGGGGGCCACUGGGCCUUUCCUGGAACCCAGCCAGCAGCAGGUGGAGGCCACAUGGGAAGUAUCGAGUGAGAAUGGAGGGGGUCGAAAGGACCCCAUGGUGGGGGCUAUUAUGGAUGAACCCCCCGGGGGUCUGGAGGUCAUGAGCGGGUUGGAGGAGCUGCUUGGCGAAGACACCAUUGACCAGGAGCUGGAGCAGCUCUACCUGUCCCACCUGAGCCGCCUGCGGGCUGCUGUGGCUUCAGGUGGGGGAGGGGGUGGUGGGGAGGGCCCCACAGAUGGCGGGAUGUCCCCCAGCCAUCCCUUGGGCGUACUCACGGACCGUGACCUGAUCUUGAAGUGGUCUGGCCCUGAGCGGGCCCUGAACAGUGCCCUGGCUGAGGAGAUCACGCUGCACUACGCCCGACUCGGGCGCGGGGUGGAGCUCAUCAAGGACACCGAGGACCCUGAUGAGGAGGGGGAGGGCGAAGAGGGGCUCUCCAUCACACCCUCCAGCCCAGAAGGGGACAGCCCCAAGGAAUCACCUCCGGAAAUCCUCUCUGGGGCCCGUUGUGUGGUAGCCACUAUGGGAGAUGUGUGGCUCCCAUGGGCAGAGGGCUCAGGAUGUGACAGCCCUGUGGUUCUGAGCAGAGAGGGUCAGUUCACUGGGGAUCCAGAGAAAGGGAUGGGCAAGGAUGCUGACUCUUUGCACAUGAACAGGGUGAUAGCUGGGGUGACUGGGUCUCUGGGGGAGGCUGGGACAGAUGCUCAGGUGGAGGUCACCACUGAGCAGGCAGGCAGCUUGGAUCCUAUAUCUGGCAAGGAGCCAGCUGCUCCAGUCCUUCUGCUGGGACAAAAUCCCACCCUCGUUGGUCCCUUAGGGGCCGAAGUCUGUCUGUCUAGCAUGGCUAGGCCUCAUGUGAGCUCCCAGGAUGAAGAGGGUGCAGGCCCAAGUCUUGAACCCCCAAAAAGGUCUCCCACCCUAGCAGCCCCUGCAGAAUGUGUGUGUGUAUUGCCUCCCCAGCUCCGGGGGCCCUUGACCCAGACUCUGGGUGUCCUGGCUGGGCUGGUGGUGGUCCCUGUGGCUCUGAACAGUGGUGUGUCCCUCCUGGUGCUUGCGCUGUGCCUCUCUCUGGCCUGGUUCUCGUAG
Messenger RNA from Propithecus coquereli (Coquerel's sifaka), 2436 nucleotides. It is a transcript of the gene PPP1R3F, whose product is annotated as protein phosphatase 1, regulatory subunit 3F. The transcript is spliced from 4 exons. Lineage: Eukaryota; Metazoa; Chordata; Mammalia; Primates; Indriidae. Gene Ontology annotation, biological process: regulation of glycogen biosynthetic process. Gene Ontology annotation, cellular component: protein phosphatase type 1 complex. The record is from RefSeq and is a predicted model, not a curated record. The coding region runs from base 1 to 2436 and encodes 811 amino acids. Gene Ontology annotation, molecular function: protein phosphatase 1 binding; glycogen binding.